CAUUGCCGCUGACACGGCCCGGUCUGUUCAUUCCUCUUUCGACGGUCAAACGGUGCGGUUGCAACUUUUUCCCUUUGAAUCGUUUUUUUAAAACAACAAAAAGCUUACAAUAUGUGUGACGAAGAAGUUGCUGCUCUCGUUGUCGACAAUGGCUCCGGCAUGUGCAAGGCCGGUUUCGCUGGAGAUGAUGCACCCCGCGCCGUGUUCCCAUCGAUCGUCGGCCGCCCACGUCACCAGGGUGUCAUGGUUGGCAUGGGACAGAAGGACUCGUAUGUGGGUGAUGAGGCCCAGAGCAAGCGUGGUAUCCUCACUCUGAAGUACCCCAUCGAGCACGGAAUCGUGACAAACUGGGAUGAUAUGGAGAAGAUCUGGCAUCACACCUUCUACAACGAGCUGCGUGUUGCCCCCGAGGAGCACCCCGUUCUGCUGACCGAGGCCCCUCUUAACCCCAAGGCUAACCGUGAGAAGAUGACUCAGAUCAUGUUCGAGACCUUCAACACACCCGCCAUGUAUGUGGCCAUCCAGGCUGUUCUGUCGCUGUACGCCUCUGGCCGUACCACUGGUAUCGUCUUGGAUUCUGGUGAUGGUGUCUCCCACACUGUCCCCAUCUAUGAGGGAUAUGCUCUGCCUCACGCCAUCCUGCGUCUGGAUUUGGCCGGUCGCGAUCUGACUGACUACCUGAUGAAGAUCCUCACGGAGCGUGGCUACUCAUUCACCACCACAGCCGAGCGUGAGAUCGUGCGCGACAUCAAGGAGAAGCUGUGCUACGUCGCUUUGGACUUCGAGCAGGAGAUGGCCACCGCUGCCUCCAGCUCUUCUUUGGAGAAGUCUUACGAGCUUCCCGACGGACAGGUCAUCACUAUUGGCAAUGAGCGAUUCCGUUGCCCCGAGGCCCUGUUCCAGCCCUCGUUCUUGGGAAUGGAGGCGUGCGGCAUCCAUGAGACCACCUACAACUCGAUCAUGAAGUGCGAUGUGGAUAUCCGUAAGGACCUGUACGCCAACACCGUCCUGUCCGGUGGCACCACCAUGUACCCUGGCAUCGCCGAUCGCAUGCAGAAGGAGAUCACCGCCCUGGCCCCAUCAACCAUGAAGAUCAAGAUCAUUGCUCCCCCAGAGCGCAAGUACUCCGUCUGGAUCGGUGGCUCCAUUCUGGCCUCGCUGUCGACCUUCCAGCAGAUGUGGAUCUCCAAGCAGGAGUACGACGAGUCUGGCCCAUCCAUUGUGCACCGCAAGUGCUUCUAAGUCUAGCGGUGGACUUCACGCCUUCGGGCGUACGAGAGGAAGAGGAUGACGACGACGACGGAGGAAGAAGAAGCAGAGCGAGUGCGAGUAGUGCCGGCAGUUUAUGUGACGUGUCGAAGGAGUGCAGCACAA
Molecule: messenger RNA, 1374 nt
Organism: Drosophila obscura
Lineage: Eukaryota; Metazoa; Arthropoda; Insecta; Diptera; Drosophilidae
Product: actin-5C
Exons: 2
Coding region: 112-1242 (376 amino acids)
Biological process (GO): mitotic cytokinesis
Source: RefSeq, a predicted model, not a curated record